Molecule: messenger RNA, 1094 nt
Organism: Cucurbita maxima (winter squash)
Lineage: Eukaryota; Viridiplantae; Streptophyta; Magnoliopsida; Cucurbitales; Cucurbitaceae
Product: heavy metal-associated isoprenylated plant protein 7-like
Exons: 5
Coding region: 120-995 (291 amino acids)
Molecular function (GO): metal ion binding
Source: RefSeq, a predicted model, not a curated record
CUCCUCUCGUCUCCUCUUCGCCCACGCCCAUAAAUCCACACUCCCUCGCCCACACAGACACAGAAACAGCAGCCGGAGCCAACAACACCCACCGCUACCCAGAGCUCUCCGCCUCAGCCAUGGGUGAAGAAAUCAAGAAGAAGGAAGAAGGCGAAGAUCAAAAGAAGGAAGAAGGCAAAGAAGAGAAAAAGGAAGCAACUGAAUCAGCAGCGGAAACAACCCCAGAAGAAGAAAAGAAACAAGAGAGCAAGAAAAACGAAGAAGAAUCGCCCCCAGAAAUUGUGCUCAAAGUGGAUAUGCAUUGCGAAGCCUGCGCCAGAAAAGUGGCCAGAGCCCUCAAGGGCUUCCAAGGAGUGGAGAAUGUGACAACGGAUAGCAGAGCAGGGAAGGUGGUGGUGAAAGGGAAAGGGGCAGACCCUUUGAAGGUUUGUGAGAGAUUACAGAAGAAAAGUGGGAGAAAAGUAGAGCUAAUCUCGCCAUUGCCUAAGCCUGCUCCUGAGGAGCAACAACCUAAAGAAGAUGACAAACAGCCAAAGGAAGAGAAAAAGGAAGAGGCUCCUCCACCUCCAGCAGUGGUAACAGUGGUACUGAACGUGCAGAUGCACUGCGAGGCUUGUGCUCAAGUUUUAAAGAAGCGAAUCAGGAAGUUCAAAGGUGUAGAGUCUGUGGAAACAGAACUAGCUAGCAAUCAGGUGAUUGUUAAAGGGGUUAUGGAUCCGAGUAAGCUGGUCGACCAUGUUUCGAAGAGAAGCCGAAGGCCGGCUUCCAUAGUAGUGAAGGAGGAAGAAAAGAAGGAAGAGGAGAAGAAGGAAGAGGAAAAACCAGCAGCUGAAGAGAAACCAGAGGAGAAGAAGGAGACUCAGGAAGAAGAUGAUAAGAAGUUUGAUAUCAAAAGGCUUGAGUAUUGGCCAUCAACCAAAUAUUACACUGAGUAUGCGUAUGUGCCUGAGCGGCUUUUCAGUGACGAGAAUCCAAAUGCGUGUUUAAUAAUGUAGACUGCAAUUCUAUUUUGUUUUUGGCUUAAUUUGCCGUUUUGUACCUUCUCAGAUACUUUCUAUCUCAGUAAUGCCAGCAAGGUUAAUGGUUAAUAUUAA